AUGCUAGUCAUCGGUCUAGAUCAAUUCUCCUCACGCUCGCUCUUGCAACAACAAGAGGCUUCUCCACCAAGGGGGCCGCCUCCACCUGCCGCCGGUCCACAAAGGUUGCCUGUCCUGGGCAACCUGCACCAGAUCAUGGGCGCGCUGCCCCACCGGAGCCUCCGCGAGCUGGCGCGUCGCCACGGGCCGGUGAUGCAGCUGAUGCUGGGAACGGUGCCGACCGUGGUGGUGUCGUCGGCAGAGGCGGCGAGGGAGGUGCUAAAGCCGCACGACUCCGCGUGCUGCAGCCAGCCGGUCACGCCGGGGGCGCGGCGGUUGUCGUACGGCCACAAGGACGUGGCGUUCGCGCCCUACAGCAACUGCUGGUGCGAGAUGCGCAAGCUCUUCAUCGUCGAGCUCCUCAACGCGCGCCGCAUCCAGGCCAGUGCACCGGACACCGUCCACGGCUUCGCGCUCUGCCGGGGUGACACGCCAACGCCUCCACCUGCCUGGCCUGCCUCGCCGCGGCGUUCCCGGAACCGGAAGCUCUGCGGCAGUGGGGGCGCAACAAGCAGGUGA
Setaria italica (foxtail millet) is the source of this 558-nucleotide messenger RNA. Its product is annotated as 4-hydroxyphenylacetaldehyde oxime monooxygenase-like. Bases 1 to 558 code for a protein of 185 amino acids. The transcript is spliced from 2 exons. Gene Ontology annotation, molecular function: monooxygenase activity; heme binding; iron ion binding. The record is from RefSeq and is a predicted model, not a curated record. NCBI's taxonomy places the organism in Eukaryota, Viridiplantae, Streptophyta, Magnoliopsida, Poales, Poaceae.